AUGGGAGACUUUGGGAUGUUGAAGAUUCCAGGCUGUCAAUGCGUUGAACUAAGAAAUCUAGUCAGGCAUGGCGGAGGGCUUCAACUAUAUAAAGGGUUGGAUCCACAUUGUGGGAAGCAAGUAGAGAGUAGUGGAGAUACACAAAAGAAGAUGGGAACUUGGAAAGGGCCGACGCAGCGGCCUCUACUCAUGUUGGCAGCAACAUUUUGCUUAGCCAUUAGCGUUAGUGCUGCUGAUGACAAAUCUCAUCACAAACCCCACCCACCACACCCUAAUCCCCACCCACCACACAAAUCUCACAAGUACAAAUCUCCACCGCCACGGUCUCCUUCACCUCCACCUUCUUAUGCCUACAAAUCCCCUCCACCACCAUCUCCAUCGCCUACUCCACCAUAUAUCUUUAAUUCACCCCCUCUGCUUUCACCUUCACCACCUCUUCCACCAUAUGUUUACAAGUCUCCUUCACCUCCACCUCAAGUUUAUAAUCCCCCAUCCCCUCCUUCAGAUUUCCCACCAUCACCAACCCUUAAGUCCCCUCCUCCAUCAUCUCCAUCACCUCCUCCUCCGCAUGUGUACAAGUCCCCACCUCCCCCUUCACAUUCUCCAUCGCCUCUAUAUGCCCAUAAGUCUCCUCCUCCAUCACCUCCCCCAUCGCUUGUUUAUAAGUCCCCUCCUCCCUCUUCACAUUUUUCACCACCUUCAUAUACCCAUAAGUCUCCUCCCCUACCAUCUGCAUCAACUCCUUCACAAGUCUACAAGUCCCCACCUUCCCCUUCACAUUCUUCACUACCUCCAUAUGCCUUUAAAUCCCCUCCUUUACCUUCUCCAUCACCUCCUCCUCUGCGUGUAUACAAGUUACCUCCCCCUUCAUGUUCUCCAUUGCCUCCAUAUGUCUAUAAGUCCUCUCCUCCACCUACUCCAUCACCUCCUCCUCCGCAUGUUUACAAGUCCCCACCUCCCCCUUCACAUUUUUUGCCACCUCCAUACUCUCAUAAGUCUCCACCUUCACUAUCUCCAUCACCUCCUCCUUUACAUUUUUCACCGCCUCCAUAUGCCCAUAAGUCUCCACCUCCACCAACUUCUCCACCACGUGUUUACAAGUCUCCUCCUCCACCUAUUCCAUCACCUCCACCACUGCAUGUUUACAAGUUCCCACCUCCUUCAUCACAUUCUCUACCAUCUCCAUACGUUCAUAAGUUUCCUCCACCACCAUCUCUAUCACCUCUUCCACCUCAUGUCUACAAGUCUCCACCUUCUCCUUCACAUCCUGCAAACUACGAGCCUCUACCCCUAUCAUCUCCAGCACCUCCUCCUCCAUAUGUCUACUAG
Messenger RNA from Prosopis cineraria, 1329 nucleotides. Its product is annotated as extensin-2-like. The record is from RefSeq and is a predicted model, not a curated record. The transcript has 2 exons. NCBI's taxonomy places the organism in Eukaryota, Viridiplantae, Streptophyta, Magnoliopsida, Fabales, Fabaceae. The coding region runs from base 1 to 1329 and encodes 442 amino acids.